Molecule: messenger RNA, 816 nt
Organism: Stylonychia lemnae
Lineage: Eukaryota; Ciliophora; Spirotrichea; Sporadotrichida; Oxytrichidae
Source: the annotation of a GenBank genome assembly
AUGUACAUUUAUUUGAAACCUAGGAACCCAAAUAAUGUUGAAUGCAAUAUUUUUCCUGCAUUGACCUAUAGCCGUGAAUGCAGAUACGAUAAUAAUGGUGGCUCAUGUGGCGAUGUCGAAUAAUAGUUUGAUACUAAUACAGGAAUAUUAACCCUAAAUCAAUACUAUAUUAGGCCAAUGGAGUUCAGGAUUAAAGCUUUUUACAACUCAGAAUAAAAAUCAUAGACAAAUAAAUUUGUAAUAAAUAUCCAAACUUUUUCUGGCUGUUUAGCUGGCACAACCACACCUUCAGCAAUGAUAAAUUUGCCUUGCUCUGAAGGAUUAACUUUAGUACCAUAAAUACAAUAACCCGUUUUAAAUCAAUAUUAUACUGCUUAGAGUGGGGGUUAAGUAUCUUUAAAUGAUUUUUAAUGGUCUGAUGGGCUUAAUAACUCCAUCUGCAAUAGAAAGAUUUUACUUUAAGAAGGUAGUCUUCUAACUAUGAGCUUUGCAUCUCCAAGAUAUUCAUUCACGUUCAAUAAUAUAGGUGCAGUAUUACAGCCAAUAUAAUAUACUGAGCUACCUUAAUUAAAAGAUGAUUAAGAUGAUGAAAUUAGUGUGUAAAUUCUUGAUUCACUAAGUUUUAUAAACUUCAAUUAAAAUUUGAAAAAAAUAGUCUUUACUCCAUCAAAUUCCAAUGUUGGAACAUAUUAGUUCAGAAUUCAACUUAAAGAUGAUAAUAUAAUACCAUUAAAAAAUAUGUACAACAUGGAAGUAAAGAGAAUACAACCACCUAUAGAUAACAUUUUUGAGUUAAGAAAGUUUUAAAUCUCUUGA